Andrographis paniculata is the source of this 1452-nucleotide messenger RNA. RefSeq names its product interactor of constitutive active ROPs 4-like. The transcript is spliced from 3 exons. The record is from RefSeq and is a predicted model, not a curated record. Bases 121 to 1176 code for a protein of 351 amino acids. NCBI's taxonomy places the organism in Eukaryota, Viridiplantae, Streptophyta, Magnoliopsida, Lamiales, Acanthaceae.
GUUGCUGAAUGCGGCCAUCGAAGAACACCAAAUGCCCUAAUAACCAAAGCUGCAGCCGAGGGAAGAGAAGAAAUUGAAAUCAGUCAGAUUCACCUCCUACCCUGUUCGUCAAUUGAAGAAAUGACAAAACCCUGUGCAUUGGAAGGAUCCCGGCGGGGACCUGCUCGAGAGCAGCCGAGCCGGACAUCGAGCUCGGAUUCCGACCGGAGCAAAGUAGCUAAGACCUCAAAAUCGCCGCGAGGCGCGGCGGCGGCGACGACGGCGACGGCGACCAAUCAGAGCCAGAAGAAGCUGAGCACACGGAUCGCCGAUUUGGAAUCGCAGCUAGGGCACGCUCACGACGAGCUCAAAUGCCUCAAAAACCAAUUAGCUUCCACCGACACCGCCAAAAAGGCAGCGGAGAAGAAGAAGAAGCCAAACAAACACAACAAAGUUCCCCAAUCACCAUCGCCAUCGCCAUCGGACGUCGUCGAAACCGAAACCGAUGUCCGCCCGGAGACAGAGGUCUUUGAAGUCUCCAUUGAAAAAGUUACAGUCGACGAACACCAAGAGCCUAAAGCUUCUGAAAAAUUCAUACAACACUUGCAAGGAAAAGAAGAUGGAUUCGAAUCUCCAAAGGCAAUCGACAAUGCCGUAAACGAGCUCGAAAAGGAGAUCGAAUUAUUGCAGGCCAAUCUAAAGGAAAAGGAAAUCGAAACAGAGCUGAUCCGGAGGGAGAACGAGUCAUUAAAAAGCCAGCUCAACGAGAAAUCGUCGAAGAUAUCUUCGACUGAAUCAGAAAUGGAGGAGUUGAAUUCGAGGCUGAGUAAAAUUCUUAAGGAGCUUGAACAGAGUAAAAGCGUCGAAUCCGAGAUGCGGGGACGGAUGGAACGAGCGGACAGGGCGAGGGAGGAGAUGGAAGCAGAGAUGGCGAAGCUUAGGGUGCAGACAGAGCAAUGGAGGAAAGCGGCGGAUGCCGCGGCGGCAGUGUUGGCCGGAGGAGUGGAGAUGAAUGGCCGGAGGAUAUCGGAGCGGUGUGGAUCGAUGGAUACAAAUGUUUUCGAUCGUGUUUCUGGGGGAUGCGUCGUGGGGUCUCCGGGACUGAACGAUGACGGAGAUUACGGGUUCGGAAGCGAGAAGCGGCGGACGGGAAUCCGAAUGCUGGGAGAGUUGUGGAAAAAGAAGGGACAGAAGUAGUAGGAGGAGGGUACGAGGAUGUCUUGAGGUUGAGGAUGCCAUUGUCGAUUGCUGGCUUGGUUUGGUUUUGAAGGUAACGGUUGUUUCUUUGUUGUGUUAUACUGUUUAUCAUUAAGAGUCUUAUGAGAGGCUUUCCAAAUGUUUAUGGGCAUCGAUAGCAGCAUUAAAUUUACUUGUAGUUUAUGAAAAUUUAAAAACUGUUUUAGAUUUCUUUCUAAUUUUAGUUUUUAAGAAAUUACGAGUUUUUGAAUUAUUUUUACAAUUAAAGUGCAUAUA